AGAAUAAAUAAUUUUAACCAAAAUGGACGCCAUUAAGGAAGAAUUUUAUAAAACUCGAAAUGAGUUCAGAAUUUUUAAAAAGAGACCGUUGGAAUCUAUUGAAUAUAUCCUCUCAAUAUCUUCCAUGAUCUUUGUGGCACUCAUGUUCUGGAAAAUCGCUAUUCUUCUCACGGGAACGGAUUCCCCUGUGGUUGUAGUCUUGAGUGGAAGUAUGGAACCAGCGUUUUACAGAGGAGAUAUAUUAUUUUUAAUGAAAAAGAAUGAGAUAAACUCGGGAGAUAUCGUAGUUUUUAAACUUGAGGACAGGGAGAUACCGAUUGUCCACAGGGCUAUCACUUUACACCAGGAUAAGGAUAACUUAUACGUACUUACAAAGGGUGAUAAUAAUAGAGUCAAUGACAGAGGCCUUUAUCCCCGUAAUAAGAACUGGCUAAAUGACAAAGAUCUAAUUGGAACAAUUCUUCUAAAAGUUCCAAAGGUUGGAAUUCUCAGCAUUUAUCUCAAUGAAGUUCCUGGCGUAAAACACGCAGUCGUUUGUAUAGUCGUUCUUCUAAUGCUUUCCGGCAAAGGUUAAUAUUACUCCACACAUACACAA
Messenger RNA from Theileria parva strain Muguga, 595 nucleotides. RefSeq names its product signal peptidase I (gene Sec11c). The record is from RefSeq and is a predicted model, not a curated record. The coding region runs from base 23 to 574 and encodes 183 amino acids. Gene Ontology annotation, cellular component: membrane; signal peptidase complex. The transcript is spliced from 2 exons. Gene Ontology annotation, molecular function: serine-type endopeptidase activity. Lineage: Eukaryota; Apicomplexa; Aconoidasida; Piroplasmida; Theileriidae.